This is a messenger RNA of Sphaerodactylus townsendi, 8327 nucleotides long. RefSeq names its product WD repeat domain 11 (gene WDR11). Gene Ontology annotation, molecular function: protein binding. Gene Ontology annotation, cellular component: cytoplasm. The record is from RefSeq and is a predicted model, not a curated record. The coding region runs from base 261 to 3932 and encodes 1223 amino acids. NCBI's taxonomy places the organism in Eukaryota, Metazoa, Chordata, Lepidosauria, Squamata, Sphaerodactylidae. The transcript has 29 exons.
CAGAAAGAAAAUCGGGUCAUGUGAGUGUGUAUAGUUAAGAAAAGAGUGAAGCUCAGUUACGACCAGUUUCCCUUUUCCACACAAAAACUUAUUCUGGGCGCCGGAACCGACCGUCUCCAGCUGCUGGGGAAACCCGGAUUGUUUGGGGGCGAGGAUCAGCGACGCUCACUCCGCAGAAGUCGCUUCCUUCUGCAGCCUCCGGUUUCUUCCUCCUUCGCCCGGGUUGCCGACCGCUUUGUCGGUUCCCUUCUUUCCCAGCGAUGCAGCCCUUCAUGGUCAACAUCAAGUUGUCAGCUCGGACCCUCACCGGGGCGCUCAACUCUCAGAACAGGGGAGCGGCGGACUGGGGCUGGCAAGGCUUGAUUGCAUAUGGAUGCCAUUCUCUUGUUUUGGUGAUUGAUUCCAAGACUGCUCAGACCCUACAGGUUUUGGAAAGACACAAAGCUAAUGUUGUAAAGGUUAAAUGGGCUAAAGAAAACUAUCACCACAAUAUUGGGUCACCUUAUUCUCUGCGCUUAGCCUCAGCUGAUGCAACCGGAAAGAUCAUUGUUUGGGAUGUGGCUACAGGAGCUGCUCGCUGUGAAAUCCAAGAACAUACAAAACCCAUACAGGACAUGCAGUGGCUGUGGAACCAGGAUGCCUCUCAUGAUCUGCUACUUGCAGUUCACCCUCCAAAUUACAUUGUCUUGUGGAAUGCAGAUACGGGCACCAAACUUUGGAAAAAAAGCUAUGCAGAAAACAUCCUUUCUUUUUCAUUCGAUCCCUUUGAUCCAUCCAAUUUAACAUUGCUUACAAGUGAAGGAAUAGUGUUUAUAUCGGACUUCUCUCCUUCAAAGGCCCCUGCCAGUUCAGGGAAAAAAGUUUACAUUUCCAGCCCUCGUUCCAGUCCUGUUCAUAACAAGCUAGUGUCUGCCACUGGGGCUAAAAAAGCUCUGGACAAAGUAAAAAUUCUCAUCACAAAUGAAAAGCCAAGUGCUGAAUCCGUAACACUGAAUGACUGCCUUCAGCUGUCCUAUCUGCCUUCCAAAAGAAACUACAUGUUGUUACUCUACCCGAGAGAGAUAUUGAUUUUGGACCUGGAAGUGAACCAGACAGUAGGUGUGAUAGCAAUCGAAAGAACAGGUGUGCCUUUUCUACAGGUAAUUCCGUGUUUUCAACGCGAUGGAUUGUUCUGCCUACAUGAAAAUGGUUGUAUAACUUUGCGCGUUCGCAGAUCAGCCAGUUAUAUAAGCACUACACCAAAUGAAGAUCCAGACCCUGAUUCCAUUCAGGAACUCAUCUAUGACUUACGAAGUCAGUGUGAUGCGAUCAGGGUUACCAAGACUGUUCGCCCAUUCAGUAUGGUGUGUUGUCCAAUUAAUGAAAAUUCUGCAGCUCUUGUAGUUAGUGAUGGCAGAGUAAUGAUAUGGGAGUUGAAGUCCACCAUUUCUGGCCGAAGUCUACGCACAAGCAAUUCAAGUGCAUCACCUUUGUAUUCACCUGUCUCAUUCUGUGGAAUUCCUGUAGGACCAUCACAGAAAAAACUUCCAGAUUUGUCACUAGAUAAUAUGAUAGGUCAAGGGACAAUUUCUAGUGAAGAACAGCUGAAAAGCUACUGUUUGCAAGAAGUGCAUCUCAAGUUCCUGUUAACAGGGCUUCUAUCUGGACUUCCUUUACCUCCAUUUGCUAUCCGUAUGUGCCCACCACUUACCACCAAAAACAUAAAACAAUACCAGCCUCUCCUUGCUGUCGGAACAAGCAAUGGCUCCGUCUUGGUGUAUAACCUUACCAGUGGGCUCCUCCAUAAAGAAUUAAGCAUUCAUUCCUGUGAAGUCAAGGGCAUUGAAUGGACAAGCUUGAGUGGUUUUCUGUCUUUUGCCACAUCAACACCUAAUAAUCUUGGGCUAGUAAGAAAUGAACUGCAGCUGGUUGAUCUUCCUACAGGUAGAAGCAUUGCAUUUCGUGGAGAACGAGGGACUGAUGAACCAGCCAUUGAAAUGAUAAAAGUAUCUCACUUGAAGCAGUAUUUGGCAGUUGUGUUUAAAGACAAACCUUUGGAACUGUGGGAUAUCAGGACAUGUACUCUUCUGAGAGAAAUGUCCAAAAACUUUCCUACAAUCACAGCUUUGGAAUGGUCGCCUUCGCAUAACCUGAAGAGCUUACGAAAGAAGCAGCUUGCAGCCCGUGAAGCUAUGGCCCGGCAAACUGUAUCUGAUACAACUGAACUGAGCACUUUAGAAUCUUCUGUGAUCAGCUUAUUACAGGAAGCUGAGAGCAAAUCUGAAUUGAGCCAAAACAUUUCUGCUCGAGAGCACUUUGUGUUUACAGAUACUGAUGGACAAGUUUAUCACUUAACGGUAGAGGGAAAUUAUGUCAAAGACAGUGCAAGAAUUCCUCCUGAUGGCAGUAUGGGAAGCAUUACUUGCAUUGCAUGGAAAGGAGAUACCUUGGUUCUUGGAGAUGUUGAUGGAAAUCUGAAUUUCUGGGAUCUAAAAGCCAGAGUGUCCAGAGGCAUUCCCACACACCGGGGCUGGGUGAAGAAGAUACGCUUUGCCCCUGGAAAAGGAAACCAAAAACUGAUAGCCAUGUACAAUGAUGGUGCUGAAGUUUGGGAUACAAAGGAGGUACAGAUGGUUAGCAGUUUAAGAAGUGGAAGAAAUGUCAACUUCCGAGUACUUGAUGUUGACUGGUGUACCUCUGACAAAGUAAUCCUAGCAUCAGACGAUGGAUGCAUCAGAGUGCUAGAGAUGACAAUGAAAUCAGCCUGCUUUAGAAUGGAUGAGCAAGAACUGUCAGAACCUGUGUGGUGCCCCUCCCUUCUUGUCCCAAGAGCUUCCUUGGCUUUAAAAGCAUUCUUGCUGCACCAACCUUGGAAUAAUAAGUAUUCUUUGGAUAUUUCUCACAUAAAUUAUCCAGAGAAUGAAAACAUUAAAAAUUUGCUGCAAGAACAAUUGUACUCAUUGUCCAAUGACAUCAAGGAACUUUUGCUUGAUCCAGAGUUCACCCUCUUGCAGCGAUGUCUCCUGAUUGCGAGACUUUAUGGGGAUGAAUCCGAACUGCAUUUCUGGAGUGUUGCUGCCCAUUAUUUGCAUGCUUUUUCCCAGGGCAAAACGUUAAUGGCCAAAACAGAAGAUCUUUUUUGUCAAGAAAAAUGGAGCAGUCCAUUAGAUAUCUGUUAUGAUACACUCUGUGAAAACUCACAUUUCCAGAAAUUCCAGCUUGACAGAGUCAAUCUUCAAGAAGUUAAGAGAUCAAAUUAUGACCAUACCAGGAAGUGUACCGACCAGUUACUUCUAUUAGGCCAGACUGACAGAGCUGUGCAGCUACUCUUGGAGACAAAUGCAGAGAACCCUUAUUACUACUGUGAUUCACUCAAGGCAUGUCUAGUCACAACAGUCACUUCCUCAGGUCCUUCUCAAAGUACUAUAAAACUGGUAGCGACAAACAUGAUUGCAAAUGGAAAGCUGGCAGAGGGUGUUCAGUUGCUGUGUUUAAUAGAUAAAGCCGCUGAUGCCUGUCGUUAUCUGCAGACCUAUGGUGAAUGGAAUCGAGCAGCAUGGCUUGCAAAAGUUCGCCUGAACCCAGAGGAAUGUGCUGAUGUUUUGAAGCGUUGGGUCGACCAUCUUUGCUCUCCACAAAUCAAUCAGAAAUCCAAGGCCAUCCUUGUUCUUCUUUCCCUAGGUUGCUUUGUAAGAGUGACAGAGAUGCUGCACAGCAUGAGGUAUUUUGACCGGGCUGCAUUAUUUGUUGAAGCUUGCCUUCAGUAUGGUACCAUUGAAGUUAAUGAAGAUGCAAAAAAAUUAAUCCAGGCAGUGUUUGCAGAUUAUGCCAGAAGCUUGAAGACUCUGGGUUUUUUGCAGGCUGCAAUUUUGUUUGCCUCAAAAGCAGGGGCUGCCGGCAAAGAUUUGCUGAAUGAACUCCAACAGCUUAAAGAAGAAGGACUUACAGAGUGACAACCCUAAAUGAACCACUAAAGACUGAGAUUUUCUGUCAGAUUGAAUCAUCAAUGCAGUAACUCUUUACAGGCGAUAAAAAGGAUUAUUUUUCAAUGAAACAAAUGUUCUUGGUCACACAGAAAUUAUACAGAACAUCAUGUGUGAAGGCUUUUACAGUUGAUUAAGAUAGCUUGGUUAACGUUAAGCAAAAGAUUAUAUUUCACUUUGACCAAAAGUUCGGAAUAAAAGGACAAAAAAUGCACAUGUGUAAGAUGUUUCAGGAAAGUUAUGAGAAAUCAUAUAACUAGGGCCAGUCCAAGCCAUUUUGCUGCCUCAGUCAGCUAUGCUUCAUUAGGUAAGAGGUGCUGCCCAAAAUCCUUAGCAAAUGUUGUAGCUGAUAAGACAAAACUUUCAGAUGGUACAAAUACAUGCACCAUACAGCAUUCUCUGCAACAUUGGAAAAUAGGCAAGGAUGGAAAAACUUACUUUGAAUAAUAAAAUGAUCAGAAGAUCAGGCACUCAAGACUUUUUGAAGUGCAACUUAAAAAUGGGUUUGCUCUUUUUGUAGGAUUUAAAAGUCAGGUUAGCAAAUCUUCAUAACAGGAAUAUGUCUUAAAACAAUAAAGAAUUGAGAAAUUUGAGAUGGUUAAGCUCAAGUGAUACUUCAAAAGGUGGUUCACAUGCAAAUGUUUAAACCUUAAUUUUCUUGUGAGACUGAUUUUUUGUCAAUCCCUGAUGUUUCUUAAACUUAAGCUUGUUUGACACUUUCUGGAAACUUAAGUUUCUUUUUCAAAGUGGUUCUUUAGUGACAGGAGUUAGGAACAUCAACACACAUGGGUGCUCAAACUGGCCUAGGAUCACUUGGUUCACAAGAGAUAUUUGUUAAGAAUCUUAAACCUUAGAGCUAUUUUCCCGAGAUAACUGUUGAUGGAUCCUGUCCUGGUCCCAAAAUAUGUUCCUUUUCACUCCUGAUGAGAAAUUCUCCACCAGACAAUUUACAGCUAACACUGCUGUUUCCCAUUUCUGUCUAUUAACUUCUCUCUAGGUCAACGGUCAGUUUCUUAACUAUCAAAGUUUUAACUGCAACUAGCACAAUUCUGUUCAAACUCCCUGCCAAUCACAGUGGUUCAGCAAGCAGGACAGUUCUUUAGAAUACAGCUGUCCAUCGCAGGGGCAGGGUUUAGAAUUUAAUACUCCUUCAUUAGUCUCCCCUGAAAAUAUUGCUCUAAGCAACUAUUUUAAAUUGUGUGUUUAUUUGGCACUAGAGUUGACACUGAGACUUUACUCACAGCUAUGCAAAUAGAAAGAAAACAAAACUGUCAAAAAAAAUUUUUUUGUUCAGGCUCUGAUGUCUAAUCACAGUUCAGAGAGCUGGGCAAAAGCACCCAAAUGCUGAUACUUCCAGAAAAAUAUGCAGCCUCUGGACUAACCUACUUGGGAGAUCUAAGAGAAACUCCCAAAGAUUGGGAGCAAAUUUGUUGUGUUUGUUGUAUCACAUCUGGGGAGUUGUCAGUCUGACUAAGGUAAAGCAUACUGGGAGCAACUUGAUAUUCAUUUAGUAAGCUCUUCCAACUCUUACUCCUUUACUUGUAUUAAGGAAAUGAUGGAGCAAAUGCAUAUGUCGUCUUGAUUUAAACUCCUUUAAUAUCAGUUUAUAUCCUUCACAUUCUUUGCAUUCCAUGUUUUUUUGCAGUAUUUUCUUUGUGACAUUCCUUUUUUCCAAGCACUUGUAAAUAUGUAGUUUUGUCCACUGGAUUAAGUUAUUGAUCAGUUAAUAGUGUGAUAGGUUGCUGUGGAACAAAUGUGUCGGUCUUUAAAUCAUAGCAACUGCACUCUUAACAUGAAGUAGUGCUUUGGAGCAACAAGGAAAUAAUGAAGAACUGUACCAACAGGAGAAGAACAAAGUGACUCCUUACAAGUGCUCAUUUGCUUGUGUUUUCAGAGGCAUCUCUGGAAGCUGGAUAAUUGAUUGUCAACAAAGUGUAAUGUGUGUUGGACUGUGAAUUCAUUUAGCUGUCUUUGAAAAUCUCUUCAAGCUUUGUACCAUAUUGGUUGGUUUGUAGGAUCAGUAAGCUAGGCAAUCAUUAGAUUUGUCCCCUGUCGUUUAAUCCAUAGGGUGUGAUUUCAAGAGCUCAAGGAAUAAGAGCCUGAGAAUAGUACUAUCCUUGUCUUACUGAUUUCCUGAAGCACGCCCUUACAAUGGUUCAGCUCUUCAGUGCUUUAAAGAUUCUUGUGGAUAAUGACUGUUGAAUGAAUGUGUUGCUUCCAUUGCAAGUGACCGUUGCUAAUAUGGUAGCCUAAGUAAAAUAGUGGAUCUAGUGCUUAUUGCCCCAGCAGUAAAACCAUUCUAAAAUAAUCCCAGAUAGUUAUAUCUUAUAUAUUGUGCAUCUCAGGCAUGGUGAUAAUCAGGUGAAAAUAUUAAUCAUCCAGCUAUUCUCUUCAACCUACCAGAUCUGUUCCAUGGCUUUGGAUAGAAAUAGUAGAUCUGUACACGCACAUGUCUACAGGUCUGAUGCCUCCACUGAUGAGCAUGUAACUGUUACUCACUGCCAUAUCAGCAGACACCUUUGCAUCAGUUUGGAAUAGAAUAACUAUGUAGAGGAAUAUGUUGUGGUUUUUUGUUCACUAUAGAAUUCCCCCAUCCUGUGUAUUGUCUAGUAGACCAAGCUUUCUGUUUUGGAAAUGCAGGCCAAAAAUACACAAGUGAAGUGUGAAAUAAUCUUGCACAUGAAAUUUGGUUGAUCCUUAGUCAUUACUACUGCUUAUUUUAGUAUUCAUAUAAUCUCAGUGUGUAAGACUUGACCAUUUCUAGAUGUCUUUCAGAAGCCCAUAGUAAGUUUUGCCAUCUUUCCUUCCCUUCUUUCUAUGUGUCUGCUUUCAGUGCUGUAAAUUGUCUGCCCUUCUAUAAUGCUGUUUUUCUCACUCUAAUCAUCCAAAAGGCAUAGAUCUUCUUCAGGAAGCUUAAUUCUUCUUUUCUUAAAUGCAUAUGACACAUAGAGUACAAUCCAUGGAAGAAAGGGAGAAAUUGUUGAGCUGGUGUGAUCGUGCUGCCGAUGUCAUAGCCAGUCCAGAUAGUGCAAGUGGUACCUAUGCAAUCAAGAGGGGGCACUAAUGCUGGUGGCAGGGCAUCAUGUUGCUCUGUGGUGCCCAGGCGCAAACACUGCCACUAUGCACAAAUUCCUACACUGCAGGAGUUCAUGGCGGUGCUGAGGCGUCCCCGGGGAUGGAACAAACUUUAGUCAGUUUCCAAAGGGCUUUCAGCCCAGGAACAUCCUCUUCAGCUGCCAGCAACACAGCAUAGCCCUUUUGAUUGCAAUGGUGAGUUUCAGGUCUUUGCUUAGUUCCCCCCCCCCCCCCCGCCCUUCCUUUCAUCACCUCCCCAUUCCUCUCUGGGGGUGGUGCAUCUAAGUAUCCCUGGCUGCCAUGAAACUAUCCCCCCUCCUGUGGAUUGUGUUGCCUGUUUCUUACAGGUACAGAGCAGUCCCUUCCCCCCCCCCCCCCGCCCAUAACUACAAAUGUGUGAGCAUGUUUUUUCUAAUUUCACCCAGGAUAACACCUUUAAAGGGGAAGAAAUGAAUCAGGAAUGUUCAUUACAUAAUUAUCUAUAUAUAAAGGGAAUAUAUUGUUUAGACAACGUGGAUACAGUUUUGCCUUUGAAUUUUUUUCUCAAUGCACAUUAUGCCUUAAAAUGUGUAAUUUUCCCCAGAGUUUUCUAAUUGCUAAUUUAACGGAAACAAGGAAUUCACAGCUGCUUUUUGAACUUCAAUUCCUUCGCAAGAUGUUUGGGGAAGCUGAGGGUCAUUGGCAACCACUGGCAUUGGCAACCAUGGAGACAUAGCGCAUAUUUAGGUCCUUGUUAAGGCUUAUAUAAAUUUAGCAUUAAACAAAGCUAGCAGUCAUACUUGUAAUAAGGAGUAGGCUAAGUAAAUGUUGGUUUAUAUUAUUAACAUAGCUUAUGUUAAUCCUUAUAUUGAGUAGAGUAUUAGUUCUCAGUAGUUUUCAGCACUUCUAUUAUAGUACUUGCAGUCUUCAGUAGCAGACUUCAUUAAUACAGCUGUGCAGUUUUCAUGCUAUGAAUUGAUUUCAGGAUGUGUUGCCAGGUUUUAAUCUUUUAUACUGGAUGUUGCUGAUGUUGAGGAAAGACUUACUUUCACUGGCUAUAUUUUUGUGUAUGUUUUAGAGUCCAAUCCUACACAUGUUUACCGAGAACUCGGUCUUACUGGGUACAGUGAGAUUUAUUUAUCAAAUAAAUGUGUGUAGGAUUACAGUCUUAAGAGUAGAAUCUGUAUAUUUUGCACAACAUGGAAGUGAUUUCUUUUAUGAAGGGAUCUCUUGUACAAAGAUGAAUUAAUCAUUAUAAAAAUGAUUUCUUAUUAAAUAAGACACAGGUUAUUAAAAUCAGCAUUAAAACUG